Molecule: messenger RNA, 657 nt
Organism: Alternaria postmessia
Lineage: Eukaryota; Fungi; Ascomycota; Dothideomycetes; Pleosporales; Pleosporaceae
Exons: 1
Coding region: 1-657 (218 amino acids)
Source: RefSeq, a predicted model, not a curated record
AUGGCUCCUACACUACACACCCAACGCAUCGUACCUACAGAUUCAUCACUGACACAGCCUCAACAUCUGACUGGAACGGCGUCUCCGUAUACACUGAUCCAAGUAGGUCAUAGAAGUGACUCACGGGCUCAAUUUGCUCCGCAUACAAACACGUACGAUGCUGACCCUAGGCCUAGGUCGAAUAGACGGCGUGCGCCGACGAUCGUUACCCAAUGCACGGCCGACUUGGCUGAAUUGAGUGAAGAGGAUAAGACAUUGCGUGAGUGGAAGAGGUGGAUGGCGAGUAACAAGGACCCCGCUAAAGAAGCUAUCGAUGACUGGCGUACGGUGGAACUUCGCCUCGUAAGUAGUUGUUCCGAUCUCCGGGCUCGUUUCAAACUUGAUGGGGAACUCGCUGUGAACAAAGUGAGGGAUAGAACAUGCGAGCCCUCUUCCCACAAUUUCGGCCACGGGUUUGAUCGUGAUGGCUUUUACGGCCGGGUUGAUAACUUACUGAGACCAAGAACCAUGACGGUCACGAAUUCAAAAACGGGCGAGAAGAAGGUAGUGCGUUUGGAUCAUCACAUGCGUCCUGUUCUUCGUACUGAGGAGGAGAAGGAGAGUUCUGAGACUGAUAGUGACGAUCUUUGGUCGCAAAUUGCUCGCGACCGGAAAUAG